AUGAGUAACACACAAGCUGCAUCGCCUGACUCGGUCUCCGCUGACUCGCCCAACUCGGAGACCGAGUCAUGCACCACUACUACUUCUCUAUCACCACACCCUUCUCUCUCGACCGAGUCGUCCUCACCCGACUCGGACCGCAACCCACCAGAAAACGCCAGGAAACGGCCGAGAUCAGACAGCAGUCCACACCAAGUUUUUCGCGGUGUCCGAAUGCGCACGUGGGGGAAAUGGGUCUCCGAAAUCCGAGAACCCAGGAAGAAGAAUCGGAUCUGGCUCGGUACCUUCGCCACAGCCGAUGCGGCUGCGCGUGCCCACGACGCGGCGGCGUGUGCUAUCAAGGGCAGCUCCGCUGUGCUCAACUUCCCGGAGCUAGUCGGUUUUCUCCCCAAACCGGCCUCCAAUUCACCCCGGGACGUCCAAGCCGCCGCCAUUGCCGCCGCCGCCAUGGAAUUUCCCGUAAUCGCCGCCGCAGUAUCGGCCUCGCAUUCAUCUUCGUCGUCGACUUUGCCAUCAUCCUCUUCAUCGUCGUCGUUAUCGUCGGAGACCCACGAUGAAUCGGCGACAACAUCGGACGAGCUGAGCGAGAUAGUGGAGCUCCCGAGACUGGGGACGAGUUACGAGUCAGCCGAGUCCGGGGGCGAGUUCGUGCUGGUCGACCCGGUUGACGACUGGGUCGACACGAGUGCAAUUUGGGAGCAAAAUGAGGGGCAAUUUGGGUAUUUCUCCGAUGAUUUUAUUCACGAGAGUGUGAUCGCAAGUGGUUUUGGGGCUUUCUUGUGGUAAAAUUAAGUUUUGUUCCAAAUUUGUUUUGUAUAAAUGCAUUUAUAUUUACUUUCCAUAUUUUUUUUAAAAUUUAAUUUUUACUUUUUAUUAAUUAAAUCGUUUCCUAUAGUGUCCAUUCCAAGGACUAAA
Tarenaya hassleriana is the source of this 915-nucleotide messenger RNA. RefSeq names its product ethylene-responsive transcription factor TINY-like. NCBI's taxonomy places the organism in Eukaryota, Viridiplantae, Streptophyta, Magnoliopsida, Brassicales, Cleomaceae. Gene Ontology annotation, biological process: regulation of DNA-templated transcription. The record is from RefSeq and is a predicted model, not a curated record. Bases 1 to 786 code for a protein of 261 amino acids. The transcript has a single exon. Gene Ontology annotation, molecular function: DNA binding; DNA-binding transcription factor activity.